AUGGUUGGUCGCUAUGAUGGCUAUCAGGAGGAAGAAACGAAAUUAAAAGAUGCGAUAAAAUUAUUAGAAGCCAAACAAAUUCUUUUAGACAAUUAUACCCAACAAAACAAUUUAAAUUCUCAAAAAGCCUUAAUGUUAACAAUUGCCCCUAGUAUUGAAGAAGCCAAAAAUAUUAGGAGUAGUUUAAUUGUUAAUUGCGAAUUUCCCUCUGAAAAUAUUCUCCAAGUGGAUAGUAGCAAAAUUACCGAUGAUUUAGCCCAAGAACUACAAAAUAUUGAUAAUCCCCACAAUCCCACUCGAAUUAUUAUUGCGGUUGCCUUUAAAUCGGCUACUUUUAUCGAACAAAUUAUUGGUCGUG
This is a messenger RNA of Funneliformis geosporum, 358 nucleotides long. The record is from the annotation of a GenBank genome assembly. Lineage: Eukaryota; Fungi; Glomeromycota; Glomeromycetes; Glomerales; Glomeraceae.